UUAGCCAAAGACAACCCAAAAGAGGGGUAGUGACCCGCCUCAUUCAGCGCGCAUGGGCAGCUUGGAUGUUGCUUGCUUGGGGGCAGAGGCCUUCUUCCAAUGGUCAGGCGCCACCACGAGCGCGUGGGUCCGCGGCCAGACCGAGGAGGCGGUGUGGUACACGGAGUCCGCGUUUCGGCGCGCGGAGCGGCAGGCCGCGGACUGCUGGCAGGCUGGGGGGCGGUACUGGGAGACCUUGCUGGAGAGCGGUCCGUACCUCUCCUCUCUGCGCAUCGGUACCCCGGAGGACCCAGAGUGCGGGGAGUGCUGGGGGCACCUGGCGGGCCACUUGCAGCUGCCCGAGAAGCUGCUUGGGGGGCUAUGCGCCCCGGACAGCUGCGAAGAGCCGGAGGUGCGGAGCAAGGCGUUCCCGGCCUUCCUGUCCCACAGCCUCCACUUCUCCUUCUUGCUGCCCGCCCCAGCGCCGGAGCACCUAAAGGUCGCGGAGCUGUCGCACUGGUCGCAGCUGAGGUUGGACUUCGUGGUGGGGGGCCUCGCCAGCUGCGGCACCACCACGGUGGCCAAGACCCUGGCGCAGGCGCCGGACAUCGACUUCACCGUGGAUGGCGAGGACGACUUCUUUUAUCAGCACGACUCGCUGCUGCCGUAUCGUGCGGAGGUGGAGGCCUUCAACUUCGGCUGGCUGCGGCGAGACCUUUUCGGCCGCCGCGGAGGCGUCUUGGGGCUGAGGCACCCGGGGCUGUUCCACAGCCACCGGGUGCGUCUGGCACUGCAGGCGGUGCCCAGGCUGAAAAUGAUCCUGGUGGUGUGUGACCCGCUCAGCAGGUUUGAAAAGCUGUUCUGGGCCUUCCACCAGUGCAAGGCCAACGCGCAGGCCCGGCUGCCCGUGGGCCCCGAGCGCCGAAGCCGGUGCUUCCACAGCGCCCGAGCGGCCCUGGAGGAGCCCGAGCUGCUGCUCAGGGCCCAGUUCGGCCCGCACCUCCGCCAGCUGCGCCGCCUGCUGCCGGAGAGGCUUCGCGCGGUGCACCAGGCGCACUUCCGGGAGGGCGGCUCAGAGGCCUUCCGCAGCCUCGCGCGGUUCCUCUCCGCGAGGAGCCCGGAGUUCCAGAUCGCGCGCCACAACCACCACGGGGGUCAUCGCUCGGACCUGUGCCACAACGCCUCGCUGGUGUCGGAGCUCCAGGCGCGGCUCAGCUCGGAGUACCAGGCCGUGGAGGAGCUUCUCGACGCGUGCAGCGAUCUUCCGCUACCGCAGGAGCUGCUGCUGCGGCAAACGCGCUGCGACCGUGCCGAGGAGCUGGCGGAGCCUGAGGCGCCGGAGCCGCGGCCGCUGCCGCGCCUGGUUCCGCUGGACGUGGGCUCUUUAGUGUUCAAUGCGUUGGUUCUCUAUGGGAACACCAUGACCUCCAGCGCGCUGAAGGAAGUCGGUGAGUCCACGCGAGGCUGGUCCAACGUUGGCAACGGGAUCGCCUCUUCCCUCAAAACGGAGAUCGACGUGGUUAUGAACAACGUGUCGAUCAUGCUGCUGGACAGCCUGGAGCACGUCUCCGGCGCCCAGGGCCAGCUGGAGAUGGUGCUCUCCAUGGUGGGCAACGAGACGGACAAUGCUGUGGCAAAGCACCCAGAGCUAUCCUUGCUGCAGGAGCACGGCCCCGAGAAGGGCCUGGCGCUGCUGCAGGAGAAGCACGGGAAGAAUGAGUCCCACGUAGAGGCCCUCGUGCCGCUGGUGCUCACUGCCGUCCACCAGGUGCUGGAGGUGGUGAUGUCCAAGGUUUCGGAAGGCCUGCACACGCUAAUGAUCAAGAUCAAGCCGGCGCUGAUCCAGGUUGGCAAAUGGAUCCAGCAGUUCGGCGCGAAGGUCCAAGCAGGCCUGGAGGACUUUAGUCUGACCUUGGACAAGGCACAGAAGAUGUUCGACCAGGUCAUGGCGCAGAUGAAGGGCACCGCCAACAACUCGGACCAGAUGAUGUUCGAGACCUGGCCCAUCUUCGACGACGACGGCUCCGGGUCAGUCUCCGCCACGGAGCUGUCGAACGUGGGCGACUGGUUCUCCAUCAGCGCGCUUCAAGGCAAGAAGGCACCUGAGCUCGUCAAGAAGUACGACACGAGCGGCGAUGGAACACUUGAACGAAAGGAAUUCCACGCCCUGGUGAACGAUCCCAGCAUCCCUGGGUCCCUGUCGGUGAUUUUGAGGAAGUACGCCAAGCGCUUGGCGGAGAUCGCCGGGCAGGUGGGCCGGGCGCUGAUGCGGGACGACGUGGCGAACUCCGUGGCGGCCUACGUGCGCCUGGUAUGCGCCAAGAACAUGACAAAGGUGGGCUGGAUCUCGGACCGCCUGGGCAACGGCUCGGUACCCUUGGACUUCACCGGCACCGUCUUUGUGGAGAUGUGCCUCGCUGCGAAGGACCCCAAUGCACAGGUCUACACCUCCGCGGAUACCGGGCUCAUACUGACCCAGGAGGUGUACAAUCUGCACCCCGAGGCGAUGCUUCAGGCCGUCGACCUGAUGAGCAACGCCAGUUGGUGGACAGGGCAAGGGUACAACCUCCAGGACCAGCCGGCGUGCGUGAAGAUGGCCACUGGGUGGAUCACCCAGGUCGAGAGCGGCAACGGGGUCUCCUUGCUUGGACUGGGCCAGAGCGGCACCGAGGAGGAGCAGUUCCUGUCGCAGAUGCCUGAGGCUGCCUACAUGCUGGCGGAGGAGGGCGUCAAGCUCUACCGCCUCCAGCGGCUGCAGGCGCGGCAGCAGCGCCGGGCCCAGCUCUACACGUCGCAGACCUCGCAGCUGCUGCUGCAGCGCCUGCUGGGGGGUCAGUCGCCCACGGAUGGCACUUCCGAGGAGACACAGGCAGCUGCCACCGGAGGCGGGGUGCCGGCGGUGAACUCCACCUUGGAGUUCGCUCAGUUCCUGGAAUGGAACGCCACCGACCGGGCCAAGGAGCUCCAGCGCUACUCCUUCGACUACUCCUCGGAGUCCAGCAACGCCAUCGACGAUUUUGCCUCGAAGAUCCAGGCCAUGAUCAAGAAGGUGUCCAGUUUCAUUAGCCUCAUGGAGAAGUAUUCCACCGAGAAGGGCAUCACCGACUUGGAGAACCAGGUCGAGCAGUUUCUGAACAACGCACUCGAGGACGUGUCCAAGACCAUUGAGCAGAAGCUGGCCGGCCUCAUCACAGCGAACGCCCCGAAGCUGGAUCAGGCGAUCCACGCGGCGGCCCACAGUGCGGGGGAGCGCCUCGGGGCGAUGAUCGGCCAGGUGAUCUCCAGCCCCAUGAUCCAAGCCUUGGAGGCGCCGCUGGAGGAAGUCCUGUCUUCGUCCCUGGGCAACGCCACGGGCGCCUCCAUCGGCAGCACCAUGAGCGCCUCCCUGGGCAUGGAGAUCUCCAACCUCACCGCCGGCACCCUCGGCGCGAAGCUAGGGGAUGCCUUGGAGGGGCUGGUGGACGAUGCCCUGGAGAAGGCCGGCGAAG
Messenger RNA from Effrenium voratum, 3467 nucleotides. Lineage: Eukaryota; Dinophyceae; Suessiales; Symbiodiniaceae. The record is from the annotation of a GenBank genome assembly.